GAGGCUGCCUGGGGGGGCCGCUGUCCCCGCGCGAGGUCCUUCGGACCCUUGCAUCCCAGGGUGGCCCUCGGUUGAGCGAAGGAAGACCUUUGUGCAGGACGCUCGCUCUGAUGAAUCACCGCCUGGUGUGCAAAGUGCCUGUGGCACAGUCGCUGGGUGGAUCCUGUAGAGUGAUGUGCGGACCAUGGACAGAAGUAGAUGAGUUUGGGGUCUUGUUUUUGCUCCUCAAACAUCCUGACCUUCCAGGACCCAGGGCCCCCUCUGUUCUUUCUCCAUAUUGCUUGAUGGGAGGCAGGAUGGCCCCCAAAGACAUAAUGACCAACACGCAUGCUAAAUCCAUCCUCAACUCGAUGAACGCCCUCAGGAAGAGCAGCACCCUCUGCGACGUGACGCUGAGAGUGGAGCAGAAAGACUUCCCCGCCCACCGGAUCGUGCUGGCUGCCUGCAGCGACUACUUCUGCGCCAUGUUCACCAGCGAGCUUUCAGAGAAGGGGAAGCCUUACGUUGAUAUCCAGGGUCUGACGGCGUCCACCAUGGAGAUCCUGCUGGACUUCGUGUACACAGAGACGGUGCACGUGACGGUGGAGAACGUGCAGGAGUUGCUGCCCGCAGCCUGCCUGCUGCAGCUGAAAGGUGUGAAGCAAGCCUGCUGUGAGUUCUUGGAAAGUCAGUUGGACCCUUCUAACUGCCUGGGUAUCCGGGAUUUUGCUGAAACGCACAAUUGUGUUGACCUGAUGCAAGCAGCUGAGGUCUUUAGCCAGAAGCACUUUCCUGAAGUGGUGCAGCAUGAAGAGUUCAUCCUUCUAAGUCAGGGAGAGGUGGAGAAGCUCAUCAAGUGCGAUGAAAUCCAGGUGGAUUCCGAAGAGCCAGUCUUUGAGGCCGUCAUCAACUGGGUGAAGCACGCCAAGAAGGAGCGAGAAGAGUCCUUGCCCGACCUGCUACAGUAUGUGCGGAUGCCCCUUCUUACCCCUAGGUACAUCACAGAUGUCAUAGAUGCCGAGCCUUUCAUCCGCUGUAGUUUGCAGUGCAGGGACCUGGUUGAUGAAGCGAAGAAGUUUCAUCUGAGGCCUGAGCUGCGCAGUCAGAUGCAAGGGCCCAGGACAAGGGCUCGUCUGGGAGCCAAUGAGGUGCUUCUGGUGGUUGGGGGCUUCGGAAGCCAGCAGUCUCCCAUCGACGUGGUAGAAAAGUAUGACCCCAAGACUCAGGAGUGGAGCUUUUUGCCCAGCAUCACGCGGAAGAGACGCUACGUGGCCUCAGUGUCCCUCCACGACCGGAUCUACGUGGUCGGAGGCUAUGACGGCCGCUCCCGCCUCAGUUCCGUGGAGUGUCUGGACUACACGGCGGACGAGGACGGGGUCUGGUACUCGGUGGCUCCUAUGAACGUCCGCCGAGGCCUCGCGGGAGCUACCACCCUGGGAGAUAUGAUCUAUGUCUCUGGAGGCUUUGAUGGAAGCAGGCGUCACACCAGUAUGGAGCGGUACGACCCAAACAUUGACCAGUGGAGCAUGCUGGGAGACAUGCAGACAGCCCGGGAGGGUGCUGGCCUGGUAGUGGCCAGCGGAGUGAUCUACUGUCUAGGAGGAUAUGAUGGCUUGAAUAUCUUAAAUUCAGUUGAGAAAUACGACCCUCAUACAGGACACUGGACUAAUGUCACACCAAUGGCCACCAAGCGUUCUGGUGCUGGAGUAGCCCUGCUGAAUGACCAUAUUUAUGUGGUGGGGGGAUUUGAUGGUACAGCCCACCUUUCUUCUGUCGAAGCGUACAACAUUCGUACGGAUUCCUGGACAACUGUCACUAGUAUGACCACCCCACGAUGCUAUGUAGGGGCCACGGUGCUUCGGGGGAGGCUCUAUGCAAUCGCAGGGUGAGGAUUUAGACAGCAGGCCAGAGUCGUCAUCCAUCCAGGAUAUGACGGGAAUUCCCUGCUGAGCAGCAUUGAGUGCUAUGACCCCAUCAUCGACAGCUGGGAAGUCGUGACGUCCAUGGGAACCCAGCGCUGCGACGCUGGUGUGUGUGUCCUCCGAGAGAAGUGACCGCUGUUGGCGCUCCAGCCAGAGCCAGUGACUGGCCCGAGGGACAGUUGCGGAGAGUCAAGGAUCCUUUCCAGAAUGUCUGGUUCUCACUGUGUGAACAGGGUGGCUGCAGGCACCGGUGCCCUGAUGGUUGUGCUUAUUUGACACACACUCCCCCUCGUGCUGGUAGUGGACCCUCAGCAGGCGGGUGACAGAUGGUCAAGGGAAGACCGUGCACAGUGUGUGGCUGUGAGACCAGAUCACCUGACCCUCUGGUCUGGGGAGCGCUUUCUUGUCGCUUCUAACUUACCGUGUGCUUGGGAGAAUAUAUAUAUGUUGUGCCUCGGAUAUUGCAGAGUUGAGGUGCCUGUGGCCACCUAGACGUGGACAAUAUCCAGCCUGGGUGAUGGGAAGGAUACAGGCUUUCUUCCUCCAGAAGCAAGUAUCUUUGUAACCUACAGGUAGCUAGGGACAACAGAGUUCCACCCUGGAGGGAAGCAAAGGAGAGAACCCUGGCCAGACUGGGGGCCCCAGGAGAGAGGGAUCUGACACGCACUCAGCGCAGCAGGAUUGCUGGUUCAGAACUGAGUCAGACAGGGAAGUCAGCGGAGCUCAGUGGACUGGGUGUGAGCCCAGGACACCGCUGCGGAAGAACCGGGAAGCCUGACAAGGACGGAUGUUUUAGAAGGACCUUUUGCUUGCCGGGGUCUCUGUAGAGUGUUGUGCAUCUCAGCACUGGAAACAGUAACAGAGUGAACCCUUGUUGGGCUGAGAGGAGCUGGCGUCGACGUGGGAGUUUGGUGCACCUGGGGACCACUAGAGGUACCUGUGCUUUCACAGUCUUAGUCCCUGCCGGGCGCACCUGGCCACGCAGCGUUUGUCUCGAAUGGGUGGAGUAGGCCCUGCCAGGCUCUGACACUUCCACACUAUUUAUUUGGGGAGGGGCAGUAGCCUCGUUGUCCAGCAGCCGAUCACUGCCCCGUUCUCUUAAGGGCGCGCUUCUCCCAGGGAGUGGACUUUACUGCUGUGCUUGGUACAUUCACCUCUCCCUAGAGUGGACUUUAUUCAUCCCGGGACAAGGACAAGUUCCUUUCUUCGUUUCGGUACCUCUGUGGUCACCAUCUCAGAGCCGCCUUCCAAGGCUCGUCUGCGUCGUGCGGUGAAAUUCUUGCUUUAUGUAUUGUGAGUGUGGGAACGUGAAAACCUAAGCGAGGGAGCCCUUGCCCUCCGCUUUGCAGCUCCAUUUCCCCCCUCUUUUCCUGAGCUGUAUUGCCCUACAGAGUUUAUUUCCUUUGUAUUUUUUUAAGAAAACAUUAAAAAGCAACUGUGUCAAAUGA
This is a messenger RNA of Oryctolagus cuniculus (rabbit), 3349 nucleotides long. The record is from RefSeq and is a predicted model, not a curated record. NCBI's taxonomy places the organism in Eukaryota, Metazoa, Chordata, Mammalia, Lagomorpha, Leporidae.